AAGGAAGAGGGCGGGUCCCCGGUCGCGGUCUCCGCCGCGGCGGGCGCUGCCGGCGGGUCCCCGCACCCGGGCCCGGGCACGCGCUGCCCCGCUCGCCGUGAGCUGCCGGGGCGCGCUGGGGGCACCGAAGGAGCUGCGGCCUGUGCAGCGGCCGCUGCCGGGCUCCCGGACCCCGCUGUGAUGAGCAAGGCACAGCUCGCAGGCUGCCCCGCGUGUGUGUCACGGAAACGGGUGUAAAUGAACCUGGUGCUCCGGGGCUGGUGCUCCCGACCCGACCUCGUUAAUUGCGGGGGCGUCCGCAGGGGCCGGCGGACCCGAGGGGAGCCGGGCUGCCCGGGGCCCGAGGUGAAACUGCUCCCCCGGGCUCCCCCAACAGCGGCUCUGGAAGUUUUCUGAAAAUAAACGAGACUUGAGCGAGCUUCCCGUUAACCGGAAAACGGGAGGGAUUGCAAGAGCAGUCUCUGCACGGAGAGGAGCUCGUCCUGCUUGGCGCGGCAGGCAGCGCCGUUUUUACAUCGCACCUGCCCUUCUCCCCGUACGAAAUGAACGGCGGUGGGAUCCUGCACUGCCCAGGCUCGUUACUUCUGGGCUGUGCCCCCGGCGCUGUGGAGACUGAGCUCAGUGCUUUCUGGAUGAGGCUCGGUGACUAAUCAAAGAACAGCACGCUCAGCUGUACAAAAGUAGAGGGUUAGAGACUGGGAUCCUGCUACUGACCCUGCACAUCUGGACAAGCUGCUGCCUCAUUUUCUUCUAGCUCGUUAAUCCUCCCCCGCAGCGCUUUGGGGUCAUUAGAUUGGAAAUGCCGAGCGCAGUUGGAGGCAGGUUUCCAGCAGGUUUCUCUCUUGUCUUCCUAUGAAGUCGUGGUCCCGCAGAGGCUGGGAAGAGAACGGCGAGAGGCUUCCAGCGUCUCCUCAGCGCAGGACAAGGUGUCGUAUGCAGUUGAGAUAGAGGGAAAAGAACACACAAUACAUCUAGAAAAGAACAAAGAACUGCUGCCCAAAGAUUUCACAGUUUAUACCUAUAACAAGGAGGGAAAGUUGCAGUCUGAGCGCCCAGAUGUCCAGGGGUUUGGUGACAAUAGGGAACAUCACCUACGGGAUUGAGCCCAUGGAUCCCUCUUCUGGCUCUGAACACAUUUUGUAUCGGUUGGAUGACGUGAAGAAGGAGCCCACGGCGUGUGGGGUAGCGGCCGCGGAUGGCGAGAGGGAGCGCGCAGAGGACCCCCGUCCCAGCGUGACGCAGCUGCUGCGGAGAAAGAGAGCAGUCCUGCAUCAGACAAGAUACGUGGAGCUGUUCAUAGUUGUGGAUAAAGAAAAGUUUGAGGAUUUUGGGAAGAGCGAAACAGAAGUAAGAGAGCACAUGGUGCAGCUGGCAAACUUCCUCGACAGUAUGUACAUCAUGUUGAACAUCCGCAUUGUGCUGGUUGGUCUGGAGAUCUGGAAGUAUGAGAACGUAAUUAGCACAGACGGAGGUGCUGGCGACGUGCUGGCAAACUUUGUGCAGUGGCGAGAGAAGAAUCUGGUGCUGCGCCGGCGACACGACAGCGCCCAGUUCGUUCUGAAGAAGGGCUUCGGGGGCACGGCGGGAAUGGCCUAUGUCGGAACAGUGUGCUCCAAGAGCCACGCGGGAGGCAUCAACGUGUUUGGAAGAAUCAGCAUACAGAUGUUUGCGUCGAUUAUGGCUCACGAGCUGGGACACAACCUGGGGAUGAACCACGACGAUGAACGUGUGUGUCACUGCGGAGCAAGCAGCUGCAUCAUGAGCUCUGGAGCAUCGGGAUCGAGGAACUUCAGCAGCUGCAGCGCAGAGGACUUUGAGAAGCUGACUCUUAACAAAGGAGGCAGCUGCCUGCUCAACGUUCCCAAGCCUGACGAAACCUACAGCAUCCCGUACUGCGGGAACAAGCUGGUGGAUGCCGGGGAGGAGUGUGACUGUGGUUCGCCAAAGGAAUGUGAAAGCGACCCUUGCUGUGAACCGGGUACCUGCAGACUCCGGUACGGUGCUCAGUGUGCUUAUGGGGACUGCUGUAAAAACUGCAAGCUCCUUUCUUGGGGAACUGAGUGUCGUGCGAGUAACAACGAGUGUGACCUCCCCGAGUACUGCAACGGCACGUCCCAGUUCUGCCAGCCGGACUUCACCGUGCAGAACGGGCACCCGUGCCACCACGAGGAGGCCUACUGCUACAACGGCGUCUGCCAGUACUAUGACGCGCAGUGUCAGGACAUCUUCGGCUCGAAAGCCAAAGUGGCCCCCACAGUUUGCUUUGCUGAAGUGAAUUCCAAGGGUGACAGAUUUGGCAACUGCGGCUUCCACGGGCAUGACUACAAGAAAUGCUCCAGCUGGAACGCCAUGUGUGGGAAGCUGCAGUGUGAAAACGUGAAGGCCAUGCCUGUUUUUGGCAUUAAGCCCGCUAUUAUCCAGACUCCCGUCAAAGACACCAUGUGCUGGGGGGUGGAUUUCCAGCUGGGCUCGGAUGUCCCGGACCCGGGAAUGGUGAACGAAGGCACCAAAUGUGGUGAUGGAAAGGUCUGCCGGCACUUCCAGUGCGUGAGCGCCUCGGUCCUCAACUACGACUGCGACGUGCAGCGGCAGUGCCACGGCCACGGGGUGUGCAACAACAACAGGAACUGUCACUGUGACGCAGGCUGGGCCCCCCCCUUCUGUGACAAAAAGGGCUACGGGGGAAGCCUGGACGGUGGCUCUCCUUACCAUGACACCUCGCUGAGGAAUGGGCUGCUCGUGUUCUUUUUCCUGGUGCUGCCACUGCUCGCAGCUGCUGCUCUGGCGUUUGCCAAGAGGGACAGGCUGAAGCGAUGCUACAGGAGGUUAAUGUCACGCUGCCAUUCGUCCCGCCAGCCGCCGCCCCCCCGAGCAGAGGAGCAGCGAGCCCUCCCGCAGCGGGGCGUCCCGCACGGCGCGCCCUUCCCUGCCCGCGCCGCUCCCACGAAUAUGGAACCGAACACCUUUCCUGCUCCAUCGUACCCGGUUAACCAGCAUCCUCAGCAGGUGUACCACCCGCCCUACUACAGGACCCCGCAAUACCAGGCACCGCAGCCGCAGAAGCUGCCGACAAGGCCGCCGCCCCCGCAGCAGAGGAGCGCUCCUCAGGGACCCCAUUACCUCCCGUCCCGGCCGGCACCGCUGCCUCCCAAAUAGCUGCUGGCUCCGGGGCUCCUGUGAGCCGACGCGUUCGCCGAGACGGGGCCGGAGCCGCGGUUUUCCCUCUGGUCGUCCCGGACACCGGCCUCCCGGGGUAAGGCAGACGAGAUACGGAAACGAGGAAUGUGACCCUUCAAACGAAAUACCUCUACCAGCGCCGCGGGGCUGCGGGCGCCCGGCCCCUCGCUCGCGGCGCCUUUGCCAAGCGCGCGCUGCCCAGCGGGACGCGCCUGGGAGUCGCUUUGGGCUCCCCCGUUCCGCGAUGAGCCCCGAUAACGAAAUUGCCUGGUUUCUAAAUGCGCAGUGAAGGACUGAAGUUGCCCGUGCCCGUUUCAGAACAAGGAGUUCUGGCUGGUUAAUUUAAACCUCUUUUGCGUGGACUGGGAAGUGUUAUCCAUUUCCACAUUGACGGCACAGGUGAAACAAGGUCUCAGCGUACUUUUUCAGAGGAAGAUAAAUAUACUGUAAACAUGUUUAUGCAUGUAUAUAUGUUUAUUGAUGUGUAAUAAUGCACUUAAAUUCUUACUUUCAUGCUGACUGACAGUAAGCUGUGCUGUAUGAGCACUAAGUUUAAUGGUUUUAGAUUAGUAAUCAUGAGUUGCUAAACGAGAAUCCUUUACUAAUUUCCACUAAUACCAUGAACGAGCAAUGAAAAUCAAGGUACGAAAUGACACGGCCAUACUUUGGUUUUAAAACCCAGGGUGCUCUUAGGUUUUAAUGUGAGUCCAAAGCCUGAGCAGCAGUCCCUGCAGAACAGGGAGAAGCCAAGGCCGUCUCUGCCCAGACCCCCGGCCCCUCUGGGCUCCUCAAACAGGAGCCCGGUCGCUGCUGCCUCCUCCCGUGCUCAGAGCUGGCCCGUGGGGGUCGGGACGUGGACACAGGCCCUCGCCUUAGGCCGGACCGCCAGCCUUUCUGCACCGCCCGCUGAGCCGGACUGUGAGGCUGUGCCAGCGUUGGGCGGGAGCCGCGGUGCCGCUGCUGCUCACAGGUAGAAUCUGUUACACGGACUUGCUAACAUGGAAUAAGCACCGGAAAGAGUGCUUGGCUUUUCACUUUGUGCCAGCCCCCGAGUGCAAACUCACUCUCUAAAACCCCAUAGUAUCGCCAAAAGAAUUAUUUUCCUCUGUAAAUACAUAUACAAAUAUAUAUAUAUAUAUAUAUUUAUGGAGUGUUUGCAUUUGCAGUAAUAAAAUACUUGAACUCCUGUGAUUUCCCAUAAACUAAGAUUUAUAACACUAUUAAAAUCUGUAAAACAUCACCUAGAAUAUCACCAGACAUACUUGUGGGGGUCUUCUGUUUGUCCCAAGAUAAUUACUUCCUACUUCUCCUCGCUUUGGGCUGUCUGUCUCUCUGUCUGUCUGUCCGUUGCUCGGCAGCUGCAGGCGGCAGCUCCCGCGGGACAGGAGGGGACGCGGGGCAGCCAGCGGGGGGGAUGCACUUCAUUGUAUUGAACCCAAACUAUGCUGAAAACGGUGCCUUUUACUCGAUGAGGUUUUGUACUGCGCGUGGGCCAUGCCGGCAGGGUGGCGGCGCGGGGCAGCAAUCCGGGGGAAGGAAACAGCCGGGAUUUUACAUGUGCUGAACAAUGAGAUGACUACUGACUUUCCUUUGUAAGUGUGCACCUGUCCCUGUGCCCGCUGCUGGGGGGACACAGUGACACCCCGCUCUGCUCCCCGCACCGCUCCGGGCUCCGGCAAAGGGCUGUUCCCCACCCCGUGUGAGAACGAGCAAUAAAGCUGAGGUUUUGUACA
Columba livia (rock pigeon) is the source of this 4910-nucleotide messenger RNA. RefSeq names its product ADAM metallopeptidase domain 9 (gene ADAM9). The record is from RefSeq and is a predicted model, not a curated record. The coding region runs from base 1057 to 3156 and encodes 699 amino acids. Gene Ontology annotation, molecular function: integrin binding; metalloendopeptidase activity. NCBI's taxonomy places the organism in Eukaryota, Metazoa, Chordata, Aves, Columbiformes, Columbidae. The transcript is spliced from 21 exons. Gene Ontology annotation, biological process: cell-cell adhesion mediated by integrin; membrane protein ectodomain proteolysis; transforming growth factor beta receptor signaling pathway. Gene Ontology annotation, cellular component: plasma membrane.